Microthlaspi erraticum is the source of this 1032-nucleotide messenger RNA. NCBI's taxonomy places the organism in Eukaryota, Viridiplantae, Streptophyta, Magnoliopsida, Brassicales, Brassicaceae. The record is from the annotation of a GenBank genome assembly.
AUGAUGCUUGCGGUUGAAGAUGUGUUGAGCGAACUCGCCGGUGAAGAAAGGAACGAGAGAGGUUUGCCACCUGGCUUCCGGUUUCACCCGACGGACGAAGAGCUCAUUACUUUCUACUUAGCUUCCAAGAUCUUCCAUGGAGGUCUCUGUGGCAUUCACAUCGCCGAAGUUGAUCUUAACCGCUGCGAGCCUUGGGAACUUCCCGAAAUGGCGAAGAUGGGAGAGAAAGAGUGGUACUUUUAUAGUCUAAGGGACAGGAAAUAUCCGACGGGGUUAAGGACUAAUAGAGCCACUACUGCUGGAUAUUGGAAGGCUACCGGAAAAGACAAAGAGAUUUUCGCCACCGGCGGCGGCGGAGGAGGAGGAGGAGGAGGAGGAGCGCUUGUGGGGAUGAAGAAGACUUUGGUGUUCUACAAGGGAAGGGCUCCACGUGGCCUCAAAACUAAGUGGGUCAUGCAUGAGUAUCGUCUCGAAACCGACCAUUCACACCGCCACACGUGCAAGGAGGAAUGGGUGAUUUGUAGAGUGUUCAACAAAACAGGAGACAGAAAAAAUGUCGGACUCCAUAGCCAAAUCAGCUACCUUCACAACUCUUCACUCUCAACAACACAUCAGCAUAACCUUAACCAUAGCCAUUAUCAUCAUCAUCAUGAAACGUUGCCUCCUCUUCUAGAAACUUCCAAAACCCUAACCACCUUCCCUUCACUACUUUACGAUGAUACCCACCAAAAUUACAAUAGUAACCUUCUCCAUGGAUCAUCAGGCCACAACGUCGACGAGCUCAAAGCCAUAAUCAACCCGGUCGUGUCUCAGUUCAACGGAUUCAUCUUCUCGCCGGGAAACAACAAUGACGAAGACGAUAACUUCGGCGUCAAGACAGAGCAAUCUUUCAACGGCUGUAGUAACGAUCUUGACGUACGAGAUUACUUGGAGAAUCCUCUGUUUCAGGAAGCGGGUUACAGUCUGUUGGGUCUUUCGUCUUCUCCUGGACCUCUCAUGCUGUUAGAUUCUCCAUGUCCUUUAGGUUUCUAG